AUGGAACCUGAGCCAUUUACACUUGAAAAUUCGAGGUCGACUACGUUUUAUACUUUUAUAGUCAACACGACGAUAAACGACAUCAUAACGGGGGGGAAAAGUAAUGAUUGCGUAAUCGAUGUCGACAACACUUGUCCACAAUUUAAGGACCUGAAAGGAGCCAUUAGGUUCUCGACCGAUAGUACCAACUUUCUUUCGUGCAGUGUAGUUGCUGAUGCGGAAAGACAAUAUCUUUAUGUCUAUUCAACAAGCAAUUGGCAAAUGAUUCAAAAAAUGAACAUAAGCGUAUAUGUCAAUGAUCUACUAACUGCAUCGCAUCCUUGGACCCAAGUUGAAUCCGUAAAAAGUUCAUUAUAUGGUGAGCUUUUUGUGAGCGUCGAUAAAUCGAACGUUCUAUCGUUUUGGUCUAUACCGGAAUGCAAGCUGGUGACCCGUUGCCAAAGCCGUCUUUCUGUAGACGUCGAUGGAAGGCAAACCAUCUUUGCCCUCUCUCCUAACAGGAAAAUGCUUGCAACCUGGACUCCAGAUGAAAUACUUGCUGUCUUUUUAUGUGAAGAAGGUAUCUUAUUCUCGUCUUCGAUGGCCCCCAAAAAUCAUUUGGCGUUAGGUGGUAGUCGUAAUAAAUCAGUGAAGCAGUUAGUGUGGAUUGGGAACAAACAUGUAAUGAUUGUCGAUGAUCUCGGCGGAACGAAAUGGGACAUUUACACAUACGACCUCAUCAGUGAAUACAGCGGUUUUGGAAAGAUGCCCAUCUUCAAAUCUACAGGAGAAGACGUUUACGCUAACUGUGAUGGAUGGCCGAAGAUCAAGAAGUUAAAGGAAACAAAACCAAAGAAUUCAUUCAACCAAGGUGCAAAGCGGUCAGAAGGAACGACAAAAAUGUGUAAAUAUGAUGGCACAACGUUUUAUGAAACAGGCAAAAUGCAUGUUAUUGGCGAAAAUCAAUACAUGUUGCAUAAAAUUCUUAAGAAUAUGAUAGAGCCAUGGUACUUUCCGCAACAUCGAACCGCAACAAUAUUUCUGCUAGACGAUAACAAUGAACGAGCACUUUUUUUCGGCAAACAAACAAUAACUGUAUGGAACUUUACGUCAAAAGAACCACCAAGCUUAGAAUACAUUUGGUGCAAACCAAUGCCUGCAGCAAAUUACAGUAUUGACGAACCUUCACUAGGCAUAAACGAGAAAGGAAGGUAUAUUCUCAAAUUUCGAUGUAAUUUCGAAAACGGAAAUUCUAGUAAAAGGCAGGAAUUGUCAUUGUGUCCAACCAGAUUUAAAACAACCUUACAUGCGUUGUAUGCUCGUAAAUUUCUGGAAUUCAAAGCCCAUAAUAAUAACCCGAGCCACGAGGGUCAAAUUUCCGAGCUGUUAAAGCAAUGUGAAGAGAUUGUCUACAGCACCAUCCGCACCAACGCUGAAAUUUUUAAUGCGAGCGUAGGCGAUAGAUCUAUGGUACAUUUAUUGAUUGAUCUGGAUAGCGCAUUUGCAGAUUCAAUGCUAGAAGCACUAUUACAAAAGGACGUUUAUAUUCCGCUGUUUUACAAAAACAAAGAAUCUGCUCUCUUAUGUGCUUUAUCGAAAGGAAAAGCAAAAGUUGUUCGUCUGUUGUUGAAGUACUACUGCCGUAGAACCGAGGAGAAAGCAGAAGAAAAGCCGGAAUUUUGGAUGCAGACCGUCGUUCCUGUAUUUAAGAAACUGGUUUCGAAAUAUCCGGACUCGGCCUCGGAAUUAAUGAAAUCUGUUAGCGAUUUGCCUUUGUCCGAGCAAACGAUAUGGAGAAACCAAAAAGAUUUGCAUGCAUUUAGCUGUGAGACAAAUGAAAUACACGAGAUGAGCGCGCCAAGGAGAGCAGACGAAAUCGAUGAAGCGCAUAAGAACGGUACCAAUCGGCGCACUAUAUGUGUGGUUCCGCUCCCAGGCUUUACCGAAUAUCCGGAUUUUGCUUUUUAUGACCUCGUUUACAAAGGAAAAGAAUGCUGUUCCCGUUUUGCUGAUGCAGUAUUUUAUGGUCGUAUUGACCUAUUUGGAGAGCGUAUCACGGAGGCGAUAAUUAAUUUCAAAUGGAGGCAGUUUGCUAAGGGAUAUGCUUAUUUUUUAAUUUUUUUAUAUAUAUUGUAUCUUGUUUCAUUCAUGUUUAUGGUUACGAUAGAUGCUGGGAGGGUACAACUAGAUGACAAAUAUAAAAACAUUGCAACAAAAGUGUUUAUAUUUUUAGUUUUAGGGUUAGGUGCUGUGUUUUUGAGCUCGGAAACAAGGCAGAUACUGCAUAAACCGUAUUAUUAUAUCUGUAAUAUUUAUAAUUUAGUAGAUCUUGUAAGUUUAGUGAUGCCUAUUGCAUACGCAAUUAAUUCACUCGUGGGAGAUGGUUCAUUUCAAUCUUCAUACAUUGGAGCAUCCAUGUUUUUUGUCUAUCUAAAUUUGAUUUUAAAGUUGCGAAUUUUCGAAAAGCUUGGAAUAGCGAUUUUUAUUAUAAUUGAGAUAAUAUCGAAUGUAUACCGUUUUGUCCUCGCGAUGGCAAUAAUGGUGCUCGCGUACACACACACUUACUGGAUAUUAUUGGCUAACACGGAAGUUAAGAAUACAUUAGAUGGUAACAAUGCAGCGGCACAAGAAUAUUCUACUUUCCAACGAGGGUUACUUUCCACUUAUUUCUUUGUGACUAAUAAUCUUGGGUCACUUAGCGAUGCUUUUGGAGAUUCGACCAUUGCAAUAUUUACGGUUGCGUUUUCAGUAAUCAGCGUGUAUAUGUGGACAGUUUUGGUUGCUUUGAUGACCAACGUUGUGGAUGAUUCUAGGACCUUUGCUAGACACGCUUGGCUUAAACAAAGGGCAGAGCUUCCUCAAGAAAAUAAAGUGGAAGAACCUGAGCCAUUUACACUUAAAAAGUCGAAGUCCGGAAUUCCGACCACAUUUUAUACUUUUAUAGUAAACACGACGAAAAACGACAUUAUAACGGGAAUGGCAAACAAUAAUUGCGUAAUCGAUGUCGACAACACUUGUCCACAAUUUAAGGACUUGAAAGGAGCUAUUAGGUUCUCGACCGAUAGUACCAACUUUCUUUCGUGCAGUGUAGUUGCUGAUGUGAAGAGACAAUAUCUUUAUGUCUAUUCAACAAGCAAUUGGCAAAUGAUUCAAAAAAUGAACAUAGGCGUAUAUGUCAAUGAUCUACUAACUGCAUCGCAUCCUUGGACACAAGUUGAAUCCGUAAAAAGUUCAUUAUAUGGUGAGCUUUUUGUGAGCGUCGAUAAAUGGAACGUCCUAUCAUUCUGGUCUAUACCGGAAUGCAAGUUGUUGGCCCGUUGUGAAAGCAAUCAUUUUGUAGACGUCGAUGGAAGGCAAACCAUAUUUGCCCUCUCUCCUAACAGAAAAAUGCUUGCAACCUGGACUCCAACCGAAAUGCUUGCUGUCUUUUUAUGUGAAGACGGUAUCUUGUUCUCGUCUUCGAUGGCCCCCAAAAAUCAUUUGGCGUUAGGUGAUCGUAAUAAAUCAGUGAAGCAGUUAGUGUGGAUUGGGAACAAACAUGUAAUGAUUGUCGAUGACCUCGGCGGAACGAAAUGGGACAUUUACACAUACGACCUCAUCAGUGAAUACAGCGGUUUUGGAAAGAUGCCCAUCUUUAAAUCUACAGGAGAAGAUGUUUACGCCAACUGUGAGGAAAGUCCAAGGAUCAUGAAGUUAAUAGAAACAAAGCCAGAGGGUUCAUUCAACCAAGGUGCAAAGCGGCUGGAAGGCACGACAAAAUUGUGCAAAUACGAUGGCACAACGCUUUAUGAAACAAACAAGGUGCAGAUUACUGGCGAAAAUCAGAACAAAUUGCGGGAGAUUGUUGAGUUUAUGGUCGAACCAUGGUACCUUCCGCAACAGCGAACUACAACAAUAUUUCUACUAGACGAUGACAACAAACGAGCACUUCUUUUUGGCAAACAAACAAUACAUGUGUGGAACUUUACGUCAACAAAACCAAGCUUAGAAUAUAUUUGGUGUAAACCAAUGCCUGCAGGAAAUUACAGUCUUGACGAGCCUUCACUAGACAAAGAUAGGAAUAUUCUCAAAUUUCUAUGUAAUUCCGAAAAAAAGGAAUUGUCGCUGCGUCCAACCAAAUUCGAAACAACCUUACAUGCGUUGUAUGCCCGUAAAUUUCUGGAACGCAAAGACCAUGUCGAACGUCAAAUCGGCCCGAGCCACGGAUUGCUUUUCUCCACGCUAUUAAAGCAAUGCGAAAAGAUCGUGUACAGCACCAUCCGCACCAGCGCAGAAAUUUUUAAUGCGAACGUAGACGAUAGAUCUAUGGUACAUUUAUUGAUUGAUCUGGAUAGCGCAUUUGCAGAUUCAAUGUUAGAAGCACUAUUACAAAAGGACGUUUAUAUUCCGCUGGCUUACGAAAACAAAGAAUCGGCUCUCUCGUGUGCUUUAUUGAAAGGAAAAGCAAAAGUCGUUCGCCUGUUGUUGAAGUACUACUGCCGUAGGACCGAGGAGAAAGCAGAAGCAAAGCCGGAAUUUUGGAUGCAGACCGUCGUCCCUGUAUUUAAGAAACUGGUUUCGAAAUACCCAGACUCGACCUCGGAAUUAAUGAAAUCUGUUAGCGAUUUGCCUUUUACUUUGUCCGAGCAAACGAUAUGGAGAAACCAAAAGGAUUUGCAUGCAUUUAUCUGUGAGACAGAUGAAAUACACGAAAUGAGCGCGCCAAGGAGAACAGACGAAAUCAAUGAGGCGCAUAAGAACGGUACCAAUCCACGUACUAUAUGUGUGGUUCCGCUCCCAGGCUUUACCGAAUAUCCGAAUUUUGCUUUUUAUGACCUUGUUUAUAAAGGAAAAGAAUGCUGUUCCCGGUUUGCCGAUGCAGUAUUCUGUGGUCGUAUUGAUUUAUUUGGAGAACGUAGCAUGGAGGCGAUAAUUAAUUUCAAAUGGAGGCAGUUUGCUAGGAGAUAUGCUUAUUUUUUAAUUGUUUUAUAUAUAUUGUAUCUUGCUUCAUUUAUGUUUGUGAUUACGGUAGAUGCUGGUAGGGUACAACUAGAUGACAAAUAUAAAAACAUUGCAACAAAAGUGUUUAUAUUUUUAGUUUUAGGGUUAGGUGCUGUGUUUUUGAGCUCGGAAACAAGGCAGAUACUGCAUAAACCGUAUUAUUAUAUCUGUAAUAUUUAUAAUUUAGUAGAUCUUGUAAGUUUAGUGAUGCCUAUUGCAUACGCAAUUAAUUCACUCGUGGGAGAUGGUUCAUUUCAAUCUUCAUACAUUGGAGCAUCCAUGUUUUUUGUCUAUCUAAAUUUGAUUUUAAAGUUGCGAAUUUUCGAAAAGCUUGGAAUAGCGAUUUUUAUUAUAAUUGAGAUAGUGUCGAAUGUAUACCGUUUUGUUCUCGCAAUGGGAAUAAUGGUGCUCGCGUAUACACACACUUACUGGAUAUUAUUGGCUAAUACGGAAGUUAAGAAUACAUUAGACGAUAACAAUGCAGCGGCACAAGAAUAUUCUACUUUCCAACGAGGGUUACUUUCCACUUAUUUCUUCGUGACUAAUAAUCUUGGAUCACUCAGCGAUGCUUUUGGAGAUUCGACCAUUGCAAUAUUUACGGUUGCGUUUUCAGUAAUCAGUGUGUAUAUGUGGACAGUUUUGGUUGCUUUGAUGACCAACGUUGUGGAUGAUUCUAGGACCGUUGCUAGAAACGCUUGGCUUAAACAAAGGGCAGAGGUUAUCGUUGAGAUUGAAAUGUACUGGUUUACAUCAAAGCAAAGAAAACGAAAGGAUUACUUUCCGUCCUUGAUAUAUUACUAUGCAAGUCCCGAUGCCAUCGAGAAACCUAGUCUAGAUGAAGAGACGGAAAGUUCCAGAAUUGCAGAUAUAGUGGAAAAAUUAUUACAAGUGCGCAAAAACGAAUUUGCAGUCUUUUUAGAUAUAGAGCAUGACUAG
Messenger RNA from Paraglomus occultum, 5895 nucleotides. NCBI's taxonomy places the organism in Eukaryota, Fungi, Glomeromycota, Glomeromycetes, Paraglomerales, Paraglomeraceae. The record is from the annotation of a GenBank genome assembly.